UAGAAUGUAUCUUAAAAACUGUGCCGUCAUUUCGCUUGUCCUAAUUGUUUUAUUAUUUGUUAAUUCAGUGAACAGUCUCAAGUGUUAUACCUGUUUAUCGCCCAAAAGUGGCGAGUGCUGGACCAAUCCGGUUCAGGACAAGUAUAUAAGCGAUUGUGAUGGAGAGAACUCCUUCGAGCCCUUGGUCGGCAAUAUGACCAUGAUUGGUGGUGUUAUGAUAAUCGAAAAGGCCAGUUCUGGGAUUACAACGAUUUCGAAUCAUGCCAAAAAGCGGUGGACGUGCAUCAAAACGAUCCAGUACGAUCGGAAAGUCGGGAUGAAGGUCGAGAGGUCGUGCGCCGCGAGAAAUGAGCCUUGCCAAUUCAGCCGGUUUAGCCGCUGCUUCCGUUGCAAAAGUCAAUUGUGCAACUCCGCCGAGAGCCCGACUCUCACCCUGGGAAUGUUGGCUCUACUCGGCGUCGUUGGCGUCUACUCGACCAUGUGAUGGAAGAUGUAA
Molecule: messenger RNA, 496 nt
Organism: Trichogramma pretiosum
Lineage: Eukaryota; Metazoa; Arthropoda; Insecta; Hymenoptera; Trichogrammatidae
Exons: 4
Coding region: 5-484 (159 amino acids)
Source: RefSeq, a predicted model, not a curated record